AUGGAAACAACACUUUUUGAAACUUGGUCAAGAGCUGUUAAUUCUAAUGUACAAGUAUUUACGUCGAGCGAUGAACAUAAAUUAAAUGAUUCAUAUCGUGAAUGGAGUUUAAUGCUGCCUGAUGAAGUUCAUACAAAAUUAUGUCUUACAGCAAAAUUAGUUAGAGAAAAUGAUAAAAUAGCUGAUUUAAAUUGUUUAAUUGGAUCUAAAUUAUAA
Molecule: messenger RNA, 216 nt
Organism: Rotaria sp. Silwood2
Lineage: Eukaryota; Metazoa; Rotifera; Eurotatoria; Philodinida; Philodinidae
Source: the annotation of a GenBank genome assembly